This is a messenger RNA of Formica exsecta, 2870 nucleotides long. RefSeq names its product zinc finger protein 493-like. The record is from RefSeq and is a predicted model, not a curated record. Lineage: Eukaryota; Metazoa; Arthropoda; Insecta; Hymenoptera; Formicidae. Gene Ontology annotation, cellular component: nucleus. Bases 1081 to 2280 code for a protein of 399 amino acids. Gene Ontology annotation, biological process: regulation of transcription by RNA polymerase II. The transcript has 5 exons. Gene Ontology annotation, molecular function: RNA polymerase II cis-regulatory region sequence-specific DNA binding; DNA-binding transcription factor activity; zinc ion binding.
UUCCCUCCCCCCUUUCCUCUCCUCUUUUUUUUUUCAAAAUUCGUCUCCCUCUACACGCGGCGUGUGUACGUCUCUCUCCGUCUGUAUAUCUGUGCCUCUCUGUCACAAUCACGUGCCGGUCGCGAUAAAUUUCGGCCGAAUUUCGAUUUUCGAAAUUUUCCUCGCGCCGAUCGCGGAAGCGGCGAUUUCGGGAGAUUAUCGAGGACAAGAUCGGUCGAUGAAUAUACAUAGUGAUGAUGAUUUCAAUGUUGAUGUAGAAGAUCGUUGAUGCGUACGCCGAUCUUUGGCGAUCGCGCGAUGAAAUUAUUUCUAUUUGCUAUAAUAAUUCCUUGAACUCGGAUGCAAUUAUAAUGCGAUAAAUCCGAGAUGAAGGUAUUAUAAUUCUCGAGCCGAUCGUCUCAUUAAUUUCCUUUCGUUUUGCGAUUAAUGAUUUCCCGAAUCGCGGGUAAAUCGACUCGUUCGUCUAAAAAUAACGACGACAUUUUCGGACUUUAAUAUAUGCUUAUAAGGUGCGCAGUGACGUGUCAAUUACGCUUCGCGAAAAUGUACGGCCAAAAAUUAUAAUUAUACCGGUCCUUCAGUCUUAAUGACUCGAGGAAAUGUCAAUGAGCUUAUCGUAUAUCGGAAAAUAUAAUGCGAUAAACAUGGGUGAUCGAAUGUGCCAAAUACGUCUGUCGAGCGCGACCAUUUUGUGCAGAGCUACAAAAGUGUUAAAAAUUAGCAUUUUAUUGAUUGCAAUAAGUAUACCGUGUUCUGUAUAUGUGUGUGCGCGCUAUAUAAGUAUACUACAUCUAUAAAUAUAAUCGGAAAUGAGGGGCGCGCGUCGGGGGAGCGGCGUCGGGCGAAAUAAAUUACGGAAAAUACGUCAAUCAGAUUCCAUUGCGUAAUAAAAAAAUACAGCAGCUUUUUCUUUAAAUAAGCGACAGAUCUUCCUACUCGAACCGAAAUUGUCGACGCUUGUAACAAGCCGGAAGCUAGGUUAAUUGUAUAGGAUAAGAUAUAGAAAAAAAUUACAAUGCAUUGUGUAAAUAAACAAAAUUAGAAUAAUAACGAAAAAUAAAAAAUAAUGGAAAUAAUGAUAUGGUAUCAUUGGAGGACAAGAUUUCAAAAAUGAUCUGUUCUAUAUGCAUUAAGAGACUGGAAGGUGUCCAUCGCUUUGCAAUGAUGGCAUACCGUACCCAGGAAAAGUUGAGAUCACAGUUCUACAAUAAUAUUGACAAUACGAAUCUUGUACAAGAUGAUGAGAUACAGGAUAUUAAAGAUACUGCAAAGAAGACAGAAGAUCGAGGAUUGUUACAUUCAAUAUUGACAAAAGGUGUGAUAGAAAUUUUAACUGAAGAUGAGCCACUGGAACCAUCAGAGUUAAAUUCCCAAGAGGAUAAACGUUAUACUCCAAGUAUGGAGGAAAUGGAGGUAAAAGUGGAUCCAAUGCUAUUUUUACAAUGCGGUAUGGAACAGUCUGCAUCAGAAGCUUCGGAUUCCUCAGACAACGAGGAAGAAAUAACAGGGACAUAUUCACCUGAGCCAUUACCUUUAACAAACAAAAAUAUUGAAGCAGAAGAAGAAGACGAAGAGAAAAAAGACGAAAGCGAAUCUAAAUUGUAUGAGGACAGUGAAAAAAUUACGUCUAACGCAUCAACCAAACCACACGAAUGUACAAUAUGUGCUCGAUCUUUUAUAUCGCAAAUUGGUUUGCAAAAUCACUUAUGGUCACACUUACCCAGAGAAAGAAGAUUCGACGGAAAGCCUAUUUUACGAUCUCAACACGUUUAUUCCACAAACGGUGUACUUCACACGAACAGUGAUAACAAUUCGUCCAGCAAUUUCAUCUGUCCAAUCUGCAGUAAAAAGAUUUCUACAAAGGGAAAUUUGAAGGUGCAUUUAGAGACGCACAGGCCUAAGGGAAAAUAUGGAUGUGAUAUAUGUGGGAGAAUUUUUAAAACGCAAUCGAAUCUAUUCAGACACAAGGAAUAUCAUGGCGGCAUACAGUUUCCAUGUAAUGUAUGCGGGAGAGUGUAUCCGACGAAUUCAACGUUACGUGCCCAUAGCAUAACGCAUUCGGACUUAAGACCGCACGCAUGCCCACUUUGUGAUAAAACGUUUAAGCGAAAUCAGGAUCUAAAAUUCCACAUAAAUCAGCAUACGGGUGCGAGGCCUUAUCAGUGUCCUUACUGUCCGAAAGCUUUCGCGAGCUCCGGCAAUUGUUUUUCACAUCGUAAAAGAAUGCAUCCUCGAGAGGUCCAUCGGGAUCGACAAAGAGCGGCGGAUUUAAUGAGAUGAACCAUGGGUAGUCAGUAUGAGGACUGGUCUUAGAAUCUCAGAGAAAUAUUCUGUCGAGUGAUGAUCGUAUAUUGAUCAUGUAUCAAUAUCUGUCGUAAACGUAAAUUUAUUUCCAAAGAGUAACGGUGCUAAUGUAUGAAAACGGGAAAUUUUGUAUGCUUUAUUGUUUUUAACUUAUUUAUAUACAUUUAGCAUUAAGUAUGUUGUUGUUGGUAUUAUAUACUUUGUUAGUUAUUUAAUGGAUAUGUCUUUCUACUGUCUCAUAGGGAUGUUUGUUAAUAUGAGAUAUUGGUGAACUUCCAUCGUUGUUAGUGAACCUAGCAAUGAAGUACUUUACUACAGUGACAGAGAAAGUAAGUUUGAAAUUUCAUAGCCAGAUUUAAGUAUUGAUACUUCUAAUCUUAUUUUCGAAGCAUACUAAUGCAAGUAUAUGCAUUACUUUAAUAAUAGAAAAUAAUCAUUGUUAAAUGUUUCUAGAGAUAUAAGUAUUAUUUAAAGUUGACAGAUGUUAUUUGUUAUUAGAAAUUAACAUCAGCAUAUUUUAUUUUUGUGAUAAAAAUGUCUCCACACUGCCAUUUUAUAUAUACUUU